GUCAACAGUCGCAACACUAUUCUUUUUACUUGUAUGAAUUUUGAUCGCCUAUAAGCCGUCUUUGGCGACAUGAGACGCGUGACAUCAGAAGCCUAAUCUUGUGGUCAUUCUGAUUCUGUCUCGUUCUCCUUCCCUUCGCGACAUGUCAAAGAGGUCCUGGUCCGUGGCGAACGCCGCUCAGGGCUUACUCGACAUGAACUCGGGUUCUCGAAGUGCUACGAACGCCACUUCAAUGUCUCCACCACAGGUGCCUCUCCAGCAGGAUUCUCCCAAUGGACCCCAGAUUUCACGAAAGGUGAAAGCAUGCGCUGCUUGUCGCAAACAAAAGAUUAAAUGUCUUAUGGACAAUAAUGGAGAGCCUCCAUGUCGACGUUGUAUAGAAAGAGGCCUCUCAUGUGUCUUGAACAAGAGUCUUCAAACUCUGAUCAGCGAAAGGUCGCAAUGGAAGGAUGACAUGCAUCGCGAUAUCUCGAACAUGCACGGAGCCGUCCAGGACAUCUUGAAGAAGCUAUCGAUGCCUGCCUUGCAACCGCUCAAAGCACCAACGGCGGCAGAGGACCCUCAGGAGACCUCGCCCUACGAUGACACCAUAGUUGAGAAGGUUGAAGAUGUUGGUCCAUCUUGUGACAACUCUCCCAAAUUACCACCACAGACCGAGUCACUGCAGAACGUACCGAUCGAGUCUCUUUACCAGAUCACGCGACUACGUUCACUACGAGCAGAAAACUCUGGAGACGAAAGUAAGCCCGACGAGGGAUCGGACGUAGUGUCAAAGGGCAUCGUGUCUCUCGAGGAGGCCGAACGAUUGACGACACUUUAUCUCGGACGACUGGACCACUACGCUUACAGCAUUGCCAAUAAGUUCACCGAUCUGCAAUCUAUACGACGGCGAUCAGUGGCCUUGACAAAUGCAAUCUUGACUGUUGCCGCUUUGCACGAUCCAAAUAGCAACCAACUGUUCGGACCGUGCUGUCGAGAGUUCAAGCGGGUACUCGCAGACUCCAUGUUUGUUCGCCGCAUUGACCGCGAAUAUCUACGAGCCAUGUGUAUUGGUUCUUAUUGGUUGAGCGACAUGUCUUAUACACUUUCUGGACACGCCAUUCGACGCGCCAUGGGAAUCAACCUGAGCUCAAACUACUUCAGAGUCUUGAACGACGGGUCAGAGGACGCUGCAGAUUGUCUUCGAUUAUGGUACAUGCUAUACAUUUGCGACCAACAUCUCAGUAUCCUUUACGGCCGUCCCACAACGAUACGAAUCGAUGACCCUAGUCUGCAGGGCUGGGAGAGAUAUCUGGAGGUACGCGUGGCAGUGGAGCAAGACCGACGAACAGCAAGUCAAGUGGCACUAAUGGUGAUCAUGGGCACCAUCCGAGAAUUUUUCGAACGACACACCAGAGACACACAAACACUACCUCAAAGCCUAACCGGACACAUUGCAUCCUUCGACCGCCAGAUCGAUCGCUGGGUGGAAACCUGGUACCAACACCUGAAACGACGCGACGACAUUGGAGACUGGCCCUCGAAAGGUGUGCUCCUACACUCGAACCUCGCCCGCCUCCACCUCCACUCUCACAUCUUUCGCGGCCUAGCAAAUGCACCGAUCCCUCCUUACUUCCGCACUUUUGCCGCGAAAGCGGUCGAAGCUGCAAAGAUUAUCGUCGAAGUGCUCCUCUCAGACACCGACAUGCGAGCGGGAUUGGUAGGCAUGCCUCACUAUCUCCAUACCAUGAUUGCAUUUGCAUGCGGCUUCCUCCUUCAAAUGACCACAAAAUAUGAUGGAGAUCUGGUCCAGCGCACAGCUGUUCAUGAUUUGAUCAAUAGAUUGGUUGCACAAUUACGUCUCAUGCCGACAGGGAAGUAUCACCUUGUGAGGUUCAUGGCGGAAGGUUUGGAGAAGAUGGUGGAAGCAUCUAUGAGGACACCCACACAACCCGCUGCUCAACUAUUCAAUGGGGGAUUUCAAUAUAUGAGCGAUAACUCAUAUGGCAGGACUGCAGACCCGGCGACUUCACAAAUGGAUAUGAUGGCUGGAGGAGGUGGUCAGAACGACUUUGGCUUGGGAAGGGAUGAUUCGUUCAUGAUCCCUGAUUUCGGUCUUUCGAAUUCUUUUUUGCCGUUUGAGGAUCCUGUGUUUAGGACUUCUGACUUUGGGUACAUGUAGUAGUUGUAACACAUGUUUCCCCCGUCUGCUAAUAGAAUCCCAUUUGACUCUGGGUACACAGCAUUGCUAUUUCUGACAUGAUGUCGCCUUGUACCUCUAAAAGUACGACCUCCAAGGUGACCUUAGAUGUUGGC
This is a messenger RNA of Aureobasidium subglaciale EXF-2481, 2295 nucleotides long. RefSeq lists its product as uncharacterized. Bases 143 to 2161 code for a protein of 672 amino acids. Gene Ontology annotation, molecular function: transcription cis-regulatory region binding; zinc ion binding; DNA-binding transcription factor activity, RNA polymerase II-specific. Gene Ontology annotation, biological process: DNA-templated transcription; regulation of DNA-templated transcription. The record is from RefSeq and is a predicted model, not a curated record. Gene Ontology annotation, cellular component: nucleus. The transcript has 4 exons. NCBI's taxonomy places the organism in Eukaryota, Fungi, Ascomycota, Dothideomycetes, Dothideales, Saccotheciaceae.